GUUCUAGAAACUAUCGGCGUUGAGCCAGAAUUCUGGAACAUCUUUCCUGAGACUUCGAUGCUCGAUGGCAGAGACUUUGAAGAUCUCAGCUUCAAACAGAGAGUCUGGUUACUGAAAACAGUCUGUGAUACAAUCAUGCAUACUAGAAAAACAGUUCAGGAAGACAUGAUGAACCAAUCGUGGCAGGACCAAUUUGAAACGGUUUUAGGAAUCGAUCGCAAUGGGACGAGAUACAUAUACUUUCCUCAAUUUAUGCCAAACGAUUUCAGAAUUUACAGGCAUUCCCUGGACAAUAAGAUCUUAUCGACUGUCAGGCCUGUUAGGCAAGAGCGAGAAUCGGAAAGGAACAAAUUUAUGAAAUACAGAAAAAGAAAGUUGCAAAUACGCAAUAGCUUAUCCGAUCGCAGAUCGAACAAGCAUGAGAACAGAAAUGAUGAUAAAGAUCUUAGUAACAACGACAGUACCACAGGCUCGUUUAUCAGUGAAGACACGAAUUUGAGUAGUACGAGCACAUGCAGUAAUAACAACAACAUAAGCCUGGACGUCAUAAACAGGAAGCAUCGUAGAAGUUUAUCGAAAAUGUCCGAGGAAAGUUUACAGUCAAACGCGAGAUCCAGCGGCUACGAUACCAAUACGUCCAGCGAUAACAAAUUUAUCGAUGACGAAUCAUCGCAGAUGUUCAAAGGUUUUAUCAAUACUCCGAAUGAAAAUUGCAAUAUAGAGAUAAUUAAUGAAAUGUUAGAUGACUUGAAGACGGAAAUCGACGAAGAGAAGAGAAUCAAUGGAAGCAGUAGCAGUAGUGAAUUAGCGUCGCAAGAAGACUUUGUAGAAUAUAAAAGUACUGCAGUAUUCCGUAGUGAGACAGUAGUUGAAAAAGAUGAGAACGAAAGAUUGAGCGAUAACUUGUCCAAUAGUUCAAAGACGGAUGAUGAGAAACUGAAUGAGAUAAUUAAUGCCGAGAGUUUAAAGUUACCUGAAGAUGUGUAUUCCAAAAGUAUUUCUGCUAGUGAUAAUGUAAGUGAUAUUUCAACAUUAACGUCCAAAUCGGAUGACGAGAAACUAAAUGAAACGAAAGCUAGUAAUAGUAGCAUUAGCAUAAAUGAAAACAAUUUAAAUAAAGUAAUUUUUAAUAAGUUGUUUGGUACAUCUUCCUCUAUCAAUAAUGUAUCGUUAGAUGAAGAAGUGUCUAGAGAGAAUUGCAGUGUCCCAGAAAUGCAGUCAGUGAUAGAAGCAGAAUUGAAUGACCCGAGUGAAAAAAAUCUGAGAACAGGAAUGAAAUUGCGAUCUCAAAAAGUAGUGAAACAAUACGAUCAAAAAAAUAAAACUGAAGCGACGAAAGUUGAAAUAAAAGAGAAGCAGGAAUUAAAAGACGUUCAAGUGGAUGAGACGGAAGAGGAAAAUUUCUCCAUAAGCGAAAUGAGAUUACAAACAAACAUGGAAUACGAUUUGGACGAUUAUAUAAACAAUACUGAUGUCGAUUAUAAUUUACAAAGAUCUAAAAGUCCAAAGACCGACGAGUGUAAGCAACGUUUCAACAAGAUGCUGUCCGAUCUCAGCGUUUCCGACUUUAACCUUGUAGCCGAUAGUGUGGAAGGUUUAAGGGAUCUCGUUGCUCUUUUUACAGCAAAUAAUUCGGAAAGCAAGAAUUCUAAUAAUGCAGAAAUCGUUCCUUUGUGUGAGGUAAAAUUAGUAAAGAAAAUGACUGAGUUGUUAAACUCUUUAGAACCUGCGGAGACAACGAUAAAGGACGCAAUGCGGAAAGCAAAGGCAAAACUUCAAAGGGAAUGGACUAAUUUUAAAGAAGGCAGUGUGGAGGAUCAGGACUCAUCCGGUGAGGGUGGUCUCAGCUCUAAUUGGUGGGUUCUUGGAUCGCAGGGCAAGGAUCCACUCUCAGCCACCCCCGGAGAUGCAACGUUACAAACGUUAUCGCAGUCUGCCUUAUCCCCACUUGGCACCCAAAACGCCCAAAAACAGUCGCGACAAGUCGACGAAAGCGAGCACGAAGGUGCAAUUAAAGAUCCCGAGCAAAAUCACCACGAGAGCCGGGAAGCGAGUGACGAGCGGCGAAACGAAGGUGACAAGAAACAGUCAGAUGUCGAGGCAGCGUCAGGAGAAAACCAAGUCGCGGAAGAGAGAGAAAGACACGGGGAAAGUGAGAGCGCAUCAAACGACGAAGAUGCAAAGCGGGAAACGCAGCACAGUAGACGAGUACUACGAGCGCGCGGUAUCUCUUCGUACACAGAACAGCUUUACUCAGACGACGAGAGCGACGAGAACGAGCUGGAGGAAUGGACCGACGUUGAGGCAGUGUACGCGGCUCCCAGCACACAGACCAAUACACCCGCUUCUCACGUUGAUACGAAAGACCGAAACUCUAGCAACUGGUCGGAAGAGGAGGACUCAGACCAGGAUUGGAUUCUACCGAGCUCUCGCAAAAGGAAAAAUAAACGUUCGUCUACCAAUCGAAGGUUAAAACGAAGAGUAUCACAAACACCCAGCGCGGAGAAUAGCGGACAAAAGGUCACGUCCCUGAUCAUGCUGAGUGAUAGCGACGACGAGAUAGAAAUGAUCGUCAUGGAGAAAACUCCCACCACUUCCGCAGAGAAAGCAACUCCAGCCAACAGAGCUAGAUUGUCGGAAUCUCAGAGAGCUGCUAAUCAAUCUAGGCAAAAGCCUACGAUCACUUCGGACAUCACUGUCCCGUCGACAAAGGGCAUUCUCUCGCCACAGAUUAUUCAGCGAAUGAGCCAAGGCGGUAUAUCCAUCACGCCGGUGAAGAAUAAUCCGCCGUCGACGACGAACGCCAACACGCAGCUGGUGGUCGUCGUAAACGAAACUGGAAGUCACUACGCCUUGGCACUACCCAACGGUAGCAAACUGAUACUCACUCCGGAGCAGGUGGCGCAGAUCAGGGCUUCGAACGGCGGGAAACUGAUCUUGUAGAUCCCGUAAAUAUGACAAUUAUCCCGAAUUGCAUAAACCGUGCGUGUCCUUGCUUCGUGUCCUAAUUUUUCGCAAUCGACAGCAUGUAAAUGUGAUACGCGCGAUCCAAUAAGUUUUAUUUUUACAUCUGCCGGUUUAGUCGUUAGUUAGAUCGUAAAAAAACAGAGAAAUUUAUCGUCAGGUGCGUCUCGUACGCCUGAUACAUCUUAUACAAUCGUAGACGUUUAAAGAGAAUAAUUUAAAUAUUUUAUUUUCUUUCUUUUAGAACACAUCUUCCGUUGCAUAAUAUACAGAGAAAACAUUUUUUUUAUUACUUUUUAAUUUCAAUUAGUUUUUCUCGCAAUGUAUAGUUUAUGCAGUCUACGUUGAUUUCAAAUAUAGUACAAUAUGAAAUAUGAAUAAUAGGUUCAGAGAGUAAAAGAUUUUCUAACAGUUCUUCAUACCUCUUUCGUUAAUUAAUGUUCACAUAUGUAUAAUGAUCCAUGUUAAAAUCUUUGCCAAUAUAAUCGUGUUUAUAAAUGGCCAAAAUUAGUGCGAAGCAUUGUUAUAACAUUUGUAAAAAUGGUUUUUAAUUCUGUUUAUGUAAUAAACAAUAUUAUGAAUUAUAAAUACUUCAUCAAGUAACAAACGAAAUAAAAUUUAAAUUAAAUAUAGAUUCAUACCUGAUACUUCAAGUUUCUGUUAUAAUGUGAACAGAGAUAAAGUAAUUAAACCGAGUACACACUAACAUUUAAAGUUUUAUGUGAUAAAUUUCCUAUAAAAACAAGGUACUAUUCACUUGGUAACGCGCAAGAUAAUAUGACUUUUGCAUGUAGAACAAGUUAUUCAAAAUUAGCGAUUUUAUGCAUCGAGUUAAAAAUUAUAAUUCUUUGUGUAUAUUUCCAAUUAUGUCAAUACCAAACAUUUAAUAAUUUUAAAGAAGGCAAUUAGAUUUUAUCUGAGAUAUCUAAUUCAAGUUUUUUAUAAUUAGCCUUCACAAAUUCUGCAUAUUUCUGUAAUUAAAUGCCGCGACAUAAAUGCAUCCAAAUUACAUUGGAAUUUUUUGAAUAUCCUCUG
Molecule: messenger RNA, 3999 nt
Organism: Vollenhovia emeryi
Lineage: Eukaryota; Metazoa; Arthropoda; Insecta; Hymenoptera; Formicidae
Exons: 8
Source: RefSeq, a predicted model, not a curated record